CUCCCCUCCCCUCCGGAAUCCUCCCCUCCUCCUCCCACACACAAGGCCUAGCACACAGCGCGUCCUGCCUUCCGCCCCGGCCACCGACACUACUCGGCCCCGGUCACCAUGAACAUCUUCAGGUUCCUGGGGGACAUUUCCCACCUGUCCGCCAUCCUCAUCCUGCUGCUGAAGAUCUGGAAGACCCGCUCCUGUGCCGGCAUCUCUGGGAAGAGCCAGAUCCUAUUUGCGGUUGUAUUCACCUCUCGAUACUUAGACCUGUUCACUAACUUUAUCUCCCUCUACAAUACCUCUAUGAAGCUUGUUUACGUUGCAAGUUCGUACGCCACAGUGUGGCUGAUCUACAACAAAUUUAAAGCUACUUAUGAUGGGAACCAUGAUACCUUCCGUGUGGAGUUCCUUAUUGUUCCUACAGCUAUUUUGGCUUUCCUUGUCAAUCACGAUUUCACACCACUAGAGAUUUUGUGGACAUUUUCCAUCUACCUGGAGUCUGUUGCAAUUCUGCCCCAACUGUUUAUGGUCAGCAAGACUGGAGAAGCAGAGACCAUCACGAGUCAUUAUCUCUUUGCUUUGGGAAUUUAUCGUACACUCUAUCUUUUUAAUUGGAUUUGGCGUUACCAGUUUGAGGGGUUCUUUGAUCUCAUUGCUAUAGUUGCAGGAAUUGUACAGACCAUUUUGUAUUGUGACUUCUUUUAUCUUUACAUUACCAAAGUCCUAAAGGGAAAGAAGCUCAGUUUACCAGCAUAAGAAGAAACAGGCACUAUCCUCUUCUGCAGUGUAUCAGUUUCUGCUGUGAGGAGAGGAAUUACUAAGGGAAAAAGAUGCAUAUCACUUAAAGUACAAACUCCAGGGCGGAAUGACACAAAACUGUACAGGAGCUGCUUUUCAUUCCCACUACUCCUCAAGAAAUAAUAAAGGAAGGAUUCCUGAAGAAAAAAAUUGCUAUUAAGCUGACUGAUCCUUAAACAGACUGGACUUCAGUGUCAGCUAUUUGUAGUUCAGGCCUUAAGAAACUAACAGGACAUUUUCAAAUUAUAAUUUCUUCUUUUUUUUUUUUUUUUUCUAAAUGUGUUUCAUUUCUUAUUUUACAUUUCUAGUUUUUUGCAGGAGAUGUAAGGAAUAAAAAAAAUUUACCCAAACAUUUUUAUUAUUAUUUUUUAAUUAUUGAUUAAACUUUGUCAGCCAGUGUAGUUGGGGCUUUCUCUUCCUUUGAUAAAAGAAUCAAAUGAAAAGUUUUUGCCUUUCCCUUUUUGCAAACUACUAAAAUGUUAAAAAAAUUAGUAAAUUGAAAUUUCAUCUAUGUUAUUCAUAGGGUAGAAAUAAUGUAUUUUUGGCAAAAACAGCACCAAGAAAUUGAAUUUUUGAAAUAUUUGAGUGCAGUCUUUCUAUGCAAUCUUAAAUGUUUUAUAUUCAUUAAAUGAUUUUCAUUAUCA
Messenger RNA from Hyla sarda, 1433 nucleotides. RefSeq names its product KDEL endoplasmic reticulum protein retention receptor 1 (gene KDELR1). Gene Ontology annotation, molecular function: ER lumen protein retrieval receptor activity. Lineage: Eukaryota; Metazoa; Chordata; Amphibia; Anura; Hylidae. Gene Ontology annotation, cellular component: endoplasmic reticulum; membrane; cis-Golgi network. The transcript has 5 exons. Bases 109 to 747 code for a protein of 212 amino acids. The record is from RefSeq and is a predicted model, not a curated record. Gene Ontology annotation, biological process: endoplasmic reticulum to Golgi vesicle-mediated transport; protein retention in ER lumen.